AUGCAUUUUUCUAUUCCUGAUUUGCAACAAUUUCGCGACGAUAAUGGGAUUGCUUAUACGGGCUUUAACAUCUAUAUUGAUGGGUUUUUUCAUUGUACCGCGCGGUAUAAACAAUUGCUCAGCCUUCACGAGCAAUUGCAGGCUCAGUACCCGCAUUCUAAGCUUCCAGCAUUCCCGUCAAAGAAAUUAUUCUUAACUAGCUCUCAGUUGGAGGAGAGGCGUAUCUUAUUAGAAAAAUAUAUACAAUUGGUUGGACAAAAUCCUGUGUUUGCAAAUUCGGGCAUUUUAAUCACAUUCCUUUUUUCGGCUCAACAAGAAACUCACUCUGUUCGAGUUCAUGUAGUAGAUAUAGAAAUUUCACUAAUGAAUGGCUAUAGAAUACCACUAUCAGUGUCAUCUGUGGAUUCUUCUAGUACUGUUUUAGAUAUUGCUUGUAAUUAUGUGAAUUUAUCAAAAGACUUAACAAAAUAUUUCUCUUUAUACCUGUUUAACUGGAGCUGUGCUAAAGAUGGCCAACCUUGUUUGAAAAAACUAGAAGAUUAUGAAUCUCCAUACAUAUCACAGAAGUAUGUAAGGCCAGAUGAUAAAAUUGUUUUGAGGAAAAGCUACUGGGAUCCAUGUUAUGAUAUGGACUUAAUGAUAGAUAGGGUCUCUUUAGACCUUCUUUAUUUACAAUUAAUUGAGGAGUUAGAUUUGGGUUGGAUAAUAGCUGAUCAGCAAACUAAAGAGAUACUCUCAUCGUUUGAAGCUCAAAAGCAAAAAAGAGAGUAUAUAGAGCUAGCUCGUACCUUGAGGCACUACAGUAGCAUUCCAGCGGGGGAAGCGUUAACGGAUGCUGUUAACAUCGGAGAGGCAGUAACCUCUGUGAUCCGUGUGCGCGUCUCGUUAGCGUCCAAGGAGCUCACGUUGACGAGCGUCGCUCACCCCAACAACGAGCAGAAGUACAAGGUCACGAGGAUGAGGUGCUGGCGUAUCACCACUUUACAUAAUGUAGAUCGGUCACAGACGAACGGCGAUGAUUCCUUACUCGAUGCGCCGAGCAAAAACUUUGAGCUGUCCUUUGAAUAUCUCAUUAGCAAAGAUACCUUGGUGUGGGUGACUCUGCGGACGGAACAUGCAAUAUUUAUUAGUGUCUGCCUGCAGUCGAUAGUAGACGAGCUGAUGCGUCAAAAGAACGGCGAAGGCCCGACAUCGCCGCGCUGCAAACGCGCCAGCCUCGCCUACCUGCGGCGCGACGGCUCCACGCACCUCAUCACGCCCUCCUCCUCUAGCGACACGCUCAGCUCCGCGAAUGGCGAUUCAUCAGGCAGUUCAAGAGAAAUAUUUUCGGUUCAAAGACUAACUGAAAAGUUUGCAUCAGUCGCUUUCAAGACCGGCAAAGAUUGUGUCGAAAACAAUGCCUUUGAAGCGAUAGGAGACGAAGAACUGUGA
This is a messenger RNA of Melitaea cinxia (Glanville fritillary), 1431 nucleotides long. It is a transcript of the gene Snx17, whose product is annotated as sorting nexin-17. Lineage: Eukaryota; Metazoa; Arthropoda; Insecta; Lepidoptera; Nymphalidae. The record is from RefSeq and is a predicted model, not a curated record. Gene Ontology annotation, cellular component: early endosome. The transcript is spliced from 8 exons. Gene Ontology annotation, molecular function: phosphatidylinositol binding. Gene Ontology annotation, biological process: intracellular protein transport. Bases 1 to 1431 code for a protein of 476 amino acids.